Elgaria multicarinata webbii is the source of this 6718-nucleotide messenger RNA. It is a transcript of the gene ENSA, whose product is annotated as endosulfine alpha. The record is from RefSeq and is a predicted model, not a curated record. Gene Ontology annotation, molecular function: protein phosphatase inhibitor activity. The coding region runs from base 155 to 511 and encodes 118 amino acids. The transcript has 3 exons. Lineage: Eukaryota; Metazoa; Chordata; Lepidosauria; Squamata; Anguidae. Gene Ontology annotation, cellular component: cytoplasm.
GGUGGAGGCGGCGGCGGCCAUUUUGGCUCUGCCGCGAAAGUGACAGGAGAGCGGGGAAGAGGGCGCCGGAGUAGGAGCGCCGGCCUCGCCUGGCCCCAGCGCUUCGAGCCCUCUCCUUCCGCGGCCUUCCCCCUCUGUUCCCCCGCGCCCCGCCAUGUCUGACACGCUCGGCGGCGGCGGCCGUUCUGACGAGACCGGCGAAGAGAAACAGGAUACGCAAGAGAAGGAAGCCGUCAUCCCGGAGAGGGCGGAGGAGGCGAAACUAAAAGCCAAAUAUCCAACCUUAGGACUUCAGAAGCCUGGAGGUUCUGACUUCUUAAUGAAAAGACUCCAGAAGGGGCAAAAGUACUUCGACUCCGGAGAUUACAACAUGGCCAAAGCAAAAAUCAAGAACAAACAGCUACCUGCCGCAGGGACGGACAAGAACCUGGUGACGGGCGAUCACAUCCCUACGCCCCAAGAUCUCCCGCAGAGGAAAUCCUCCCUCGUCACCAGCAAGCUGGCAGGGUAACCUGCACUCCCGAUGGGUUUCUUUUUCUUUUUCUUUUUUCUUUUCCCGUUUUCGUUUUGGGGGUAUUUUUUGGCUUUUAUUUUUUUGUCAGACCGAUUGAACUUUGCUGUAUCGUAGGGCUGGGACACACGGAACUCUCGUCAGCCGUUGGAAUUGUCCGUGGCCCUCCAAACCGGAAGCCGAGGCAGGGACUCGUUUGCAGGACUGACUUGGCGCUGGGCCGGGCCGGGUAUGUGUGGAUCCCUCGGGUCAACGCCUGCUUUUCUGACUUGCCGUUGCUCUCCCUGGCAGGGCAGAGGAAAAGCCACCGAAUUAGGCUGUCCUAAUUUGUUGCAGGAGCCGGUCUGCGAGCCACCGAGGGAAGGACAGCGUCACAAUAUUAAUCAUAAGAAUAAGACUCAACAGAUAUAUCGAUUCGUAAAACGCUCUGGGGGUGCCCAAAGCCAUGGGUUUAAUCCUUACAACAGAUUUGCGAGCUAGGUCAGUAUUUUUAUCCCUGUAUGGCUUUGGGGGUGCAUGGGGGGAGGGCGAGAAAGAGAGGGGUCCCUAAAGGUCAUCUUUUUGAGUUCAUGGCAGAGGCGAGAUUCAACCUUGAGCCGCGUCACUAUGACAGCUCUUGUAAGGUUUAGUCUGAGCUCCCAUGUAGCCCAGCAUCCUCAGCGCCCCCGCCCCCGAACGGCCGGCCACGAUGCAUCCGAGAAGCCCCUAAGCAGGGCGUGAAGGCCAACAGUCCUCUCCUCUCCCGGCGUUUGUCCCCGGCGCACGGCGUUCGGAGGUAGCCUGCCUCCAAACAUGGACGUUCCAUGGAGCGGUCCUGGCUGAUAGCAUUUGGGAGGCCCUGCCCCCUCUGGUAAGCAGGUGGAAAAGAAGGGAAGGAGCAAAUUCUCAGGACGCUGAACUUUUUAUUUGUAAGUUGAAGAGCCCGACGGGUUUCGGCCUGCAUCUUUUCAAGGCCUUCGUCAGGAGGUUGCAGGAAAACGGCUGCAAAAAUCCUAUCAACGGAAUGCCUUUCUCAGAUCGUUAAUAGUGGGAGAGACAUUCCGUUCAUAAGGUUUUUGCAGACAUCUUCCUACAACGCCCCCUGACGAAGGCCUUGAAAAGAUACAGGCCGAAACGCGUCGGGCUCUUCAACCUACAAAUAAAAUUUUUAGCAUCCUGAGAAUGUGCUCCUCCCCUUCUUUUCCACCUAAUUUGGGUGUUUUUCUCCCCCUGUUUUUAUUUUCCCCUGGUAAGCAGCCUGAGCCUCUCGAAGCCUUGUCGGAGCACGAUGUGGGCGGAAGCUAGGUCUCCAGGUGACUGGGACUUCAACUCCCAGAAGGCCCUGCCAGGUCAGCCAACAGCCAGGAAUGCUGGGAGCUGAAGUGCAAAACUUCUGGGGAACUACUUUCUGCCUUCCCCUACCCUUAAGGCGCAGGUUGAGGCGCGUGUCCGGCUUGCCUCUUGGCCUAAUGGAUGCACACGCACUCAAGAAGACCCAUCCUCUGUGUGUGUUUCCCGCAUCACCCCAGGGGAGGGUCUGCGUCUGCCCUAGGAGGCUGCCCGGCCUCACCUUGGCCCCACGUGGAGCUUAAGACGUAGGCCCGCCUUCCCCAACCUGGUGCCCUCUGGAUGUGUUGGACUACAACCCACCAACCCACCCCAUUAUCCCCAGCCAGCAUGGCCAAUGUCAACAUCACUUCGGCGGACUCUAAAGGACGUAAGGUCCCAGGUAGAGAACAAAGCUUUUAUUGGGUAAACGUAGGUAGAUUUAGGGAGCAUAUGCAAAGUUUCAUAGGACAGUGAGCAGGGGGUUGGACUUGAUGGCCUUGUAGGCCCCUUCCAACUCUACUAUUCUACGAUUCUCUGAUUUUCAACAACCAGACAGGUGAAUAACUGGUUCAGGCUGGGGGUGGGGUGGGGUCGUGCACCUCCCCAGAAGCCGAUAAUGGCUUGCAGCCAAUUCCCAUCGCUCUUGCUCAUAUGCGGCCUCAGGGGCAGAGAAUUUGGUGGCUGAAGUAUGCUGAGAUCUGCCAGUUGCCGCCCCCCUGCUGCACAUCAGUCUGUCUGAUCAGUUUGGUCCCUUAGAGAGCUUUUGGGGGCAGGGGGUUGGACAGGAGUUUGUCAAACCGGGCUGUGCCCUCCUGCCUGUUUUUGAAACGAAUAAAAUUCUGUGCCAAGCAAAGCGGGGAUCUGCGUUCUGGACCAGCCACGGGAAUUGUAGAACCACACAAAUGCUUGCUGCUUUUCGGUCGUUCUGAUGAUUGGGUGGGAGAAAUCUUAAGUCGGCCAUCCGUUGCCUGGCUUCUGACAUUGCAACAAAGUUUCCCAGUGUCCUUUUGAGCCUCUUUUCGUAGCCAUGAGGACUAGGAACUUGAUUUUUGUUCUCAGCUGAACGCUGGGAUUCUCAGGAUACUGAAUUCUGCACCCACUUCCUGUAGCAGAUUGCAGGAUGUGCACCGCCCUGUUCCUAGGCCGUGAGAAUGACUUGUUCCAACACUAACCCUGACCCCAAUUCUGUUCUUUAAGCGUCAAUGUUUAAGUGGUUUUUCAAUUGUUUACAAAUAAAUAUCUAUCCACUGCAGUCAGUAAUCACCGAUAAAAUAGUUCUUAUGCCGAAGGAAAGCAGGUUAGAUUCAUAUUUGGGAAGAGGGAAUAAGUGAGAGAAUCACGUUCGAGGUAAUACAAGUGCUUGACAUUUAAGGCGUGGGAUAACGGACGAAGCAGCUUAAUGGGUUAUAUUCCUGGAUAUUUGAGGAAUCGAUUUGGCUCCCGCCCCGUGGCUUCGUGGUUGCCCACACUGUGAAGCAUCAGUCAUCUGCAUUUGGCCCUUUCAGGGUCUCACUGUCUCGAACGCUUUCCCCUGAAAAUCUUUAGCUGAGUGUGGCUGCUACAUGUGAAAAUGCCUCCUUGGUUCCUUGCUCCUCCUCCUCCAGCACUUAGUGGAUCUUUAAAUGAACAAGAUGCAGUGCCUUAACUGGGAUGAGUUGUCACUAACCUUAAAAAUUAGUUUCCGGCACUCACAGCUGACAUAAGACCUGGGGGAAAUCUCUGCCCCAGUUCUUGCUUUCCUGUCACCCGCCCUAGAUCUCUUUUUCAGCCGUUUUUUUUUAGUUCCCACAAGUUAUAGGUCGUUAAGACCGUGCCAUCAGCCUGUGGUGAAGUAAAGAGAAGCAGUUGUUCCUGAUAACGGUCCGUAAGUCCCUUGGGAGACUUUGCGUAGGGAUACUUUGAGAAGAACAGACUAAGAAGGCGCAAAACGCCAACGUGCUGCUGCAGAAAGGAUGGAUCUGCAAGUUGCUUUCCCCGCUAAAGCCUCGUGUGGCACAGAGUGGUAAGCGGCAGAUAGUGCAGCCGAAACUCUCCCCACAGCCUGAGUUCGAUCCCAGCGGAAGCUGGUUCUCAGGCAGCCGGCUCAGGUUGACUCAGCCUUCCAUCCUUCCGAGGUCGGUAAAAUGAGUACCCAGCUAGCCGGGGGAAAGGUCACCGUGACUGGGGAAGGCAACAGCGAACCACCCCGCUACAAAGUCUGCCAAGAAAACGUCGGCGAAAGCAGGCGUCCCUCGAGGAGUCAGCAAUGACUCCAGUGCUUGCACGAGAGGUUCCGUUCCUUUCCUUUUUCCUGCCCCCCCCCCCCCCCCCAAGGCUUUGUCACGGCCUUCAGUUCAGAGUUUGGCCUUGUUCUGGAUGAGAAACAGGUUUUUAUUUCAUUAAUCCCAUUACACUCCUGGGCUUUUGCCGUGUGAAAGAUUUGCAGCCAAGUUCCUUAAAAUGGGAGUGACUUUUUGCAUCCUCCUUUCAUGAACCGGGGAGCCCUUUAGGGCCUAGCCGUGCCAGAGACACGAGCUGUGGGGAGGACACCCUGCCCCUCUGACCUAUCGCAGUCCUGCUCCACCCCCUCUCUAGCGUGAGGGAUUUCACUGGCUGCUUCUUUCGCCCCAGCCUGACUUCACGCUCUUAAGGACUAGAAACGUGGAAAUGGAAAGGUUUGGGAGACUCUGUUCGGCACGUGCUUGCAAUCCACGCUGCCCACACGCUCCGUGUGGCUCAUUGCUGUUUGCCCCACCGCCCAAUUGGCAACGAGAUCCCUGGGCCUGCGCACACUGGCCGGGGCCGUGACCUUGAUGGACUGCUUUUCCCCCUUCAGGGAAAUCCUCCCAUCUUUCUUAGGGGCUGCUCCCCAGUGUCUCUGCCCCUGUCUGUGGCUGUGCUUGGCUAUGGAUCUGAGGUUCUCCUGGGCUGCAGAUUGAACCCCAGAAGGUUUGGAGUGUCCGGAUGGAUUUGAAUUAGAGGUACAACAGGAAAGGGAGAGCGUGUUUCUUUUUUCUUUUCUUUUUUGGCUACCGUUGGGUUUUGAAAUGCGUUUUUAGGGUCGUUCUAGACUGAGCAAGGCCAGUCGGAGGGCUAAGGUAUGUGUGCUUGCAAAAAAGAAGUAGGUUAUUAAAGAGGGAUCACAAUCAGGCUUCCUAGAGCAAAAGAAUAUCAGCCCAGAAGUGUUUGUCCCAUUCUUUCCUCCACAUCUGUCUCUCUGCAGUCCCCCCCCCCCCGGUGGCUCCUGUUCAUUCCCCUCCCUCCUACCCUGGCUGUGUAGUCUCUCUCUCAGUGGGCUGUGUCAGCCAUAGAGCCUCACUCAAGGGGACGUCCGGGGGCCACGGGCAUGAAACCAGCGUAGGAAUCCAGGUGAGGAACGUUUUCUUCCUACCUGGCUUUUGGUGUACAGUAGCAGCCUCCCCCCACCACCACCACCGGGCAGGUCCAUCCCAAGCAAGCUUGUGCUUACGAAAGGAAGCGGGCAGCGCGUCAGUGGAGAACCGCAGGUCUUGGGCGCGUCUGUAUUUUUUUUUAUAAAACCCAAGUUAAGACAUGAGGACACCGAGAUCUCCCUGCCUGCUCCCCCAAACCUGGUGGUGUUUCUGAGCUCUGGAUACAUUCUCUUAGGAUGCAGCCCUAUGCAGUUUUAGACAGAAGAAGGUCCUACAAACUUGCGUGGGAUUUCGCCCUUAGCCUAGGCCAUUACCCCGGGGCUCACCCUGGAUUAGCUUUCUAUUAACACCGCUGUUGGGGAGCUAAGAUUUGGGGUUGCGGAAGGUAUCUCCUGUUUUCUGCCUUCCUUUGCUCUGAUGCUUUUCCUUCAUCCCAUUCUGGCACGUCGGUUCAUCUGCCUUUAAAUCUUCCUUAAUUUGAAACGUGUUUGACUGCUCGCGUGUAAUAACGAACUCGAUCUGUAAGAUAACUCCCAAUUCUUAGCAAAGCAGUAGCCAAGACUUUCGUAUCUCUCCACUUUCCCAGAUUGCAGUGCUGCCUUCCACGCCUCCUUCCUGUUCAUAGAAUCAUAGAAUAGUAGAGUUGGAAGGGGCCUACAAGGCCAUCAAGUCCAACCCCCCGCUCAAUGCAGGAAUCCACCCUACAGCAUACUUGACAGAUGGUUGUCCAGCUGCCUCUUGAAGGCCUCUGGUGUGGGUAUUUCUGUCGCUGCCGUCUCAACGCUGCUCACGCUAGAUCAGCCCUUGCCCAACCUCCCAUCCCUCACGAUGUGUCCGACCACAACUCCCACCAUCCCCACCCGGCAUGGCCAUGUGGAUGAUAGGAAUGGUAGUCUGACGCCACGCCGAGCAACCUGUCGCGAUUUUGUGCUUUCUCGCUCAUCCGAUCCGUGCACCUUAACUUUACCGUGAGGUUUUUAGAACUGGUCACAUCCGGAGGCCGCUUCUCGGUUCCUUUCUCUCGUCUCUUCCGCGAGGAUCCUCUUCUAUCCUCAAAAGCCACCCCUGCUUCUUACAAAAAUCCUGCUCCGGUCCGUGCCCUCGGAGCCUGUACAGGCCUCCUUAACCGAUACUGCUGUUUGUCCCAGCCAUACCUGUAAAUAGAUAAGAAUCAUAUAUAUAAAUAUAAAUAUAUAUAUAUAAUUUUUUACAUCAGCUUCAUCUCUCUCUUGUAGUGUUUGCUUUUUUCUAAAAAAUAUAUAUAUAUUAAAAGAAAUUGCAAGAAAACCCAACCUCCCCCACUGCUCAUCACUGACUUAUCGGCCCGUUAGAUCCAUUCACGCCGCACGCUUGGAGCGUAAAGCUACUCUUUCGGGCAAGGUGGUGGAUUUGGGGGUCCUCCGACUUAGUUUGGGUGUUGGGCAAUUCCAGAUUGUGCGUUACGUUUAUCCCAAGGGGAAAGCGGAGUGCUGGGUGUGAACGUUUUUGAGUGUGAUGACGUUUGGAAAUAAAGUAACCCAUGUCUCCA